Molecule: messenger RNA, 1773 nt
Organism: Olea europaea var. sylvestris
Lineage: Eukaryota; Viridiplantae; Streptophyta; Magnoliopsida; Lamiales; Oleaceae
Product: ACT domain-containing protein ACR3-like
Exons: 8
Coding region: 120-1463 (447 amino acids)
Source: RefSeq, a predicted model, not a curated record
GUCAGAUGUACUCAGUACAAUGUGAUUGUAUCAUCCACUAAAAUGUGCUGCAACUGGGAUCGGUUUGAUCUUUGACAGCUUGAAGUUGUUUAGCACUUUCGCAUACUAGAAAACAGAGAAUGGCAAGAGAUUCUUGGCCUUACUUUGAUCCCGAGUAUGAGACUCUGAGUAUCAGAAUAAACCCCCCACAGGUCUCUGUGGACAACACCAGUUGCAACGACUGUACCCUGGUCAAGGUUGACAGCAUGAACAAGCCGGGGAUACUACUGGAGGUGGUGCAAAUCCUUACGGAUCUUGAUCUUAUAAUUACCAAAGCAUACAUAUCUUCAGAUGGAGGCUGGUUUAUGGACGUGUUUCAUGUCACUGAUCCACAUGGGCAGAAAAUUGCAGACAGCAAAACUAUUGAUUACAUAGAAAAGGUCUUAGGUCCCGAGGGACAUACCUCAGACAUAUUGAAGACUUUGCCUGGGAAGAGGGUGGGGGUGAACUCUAUGGGUGACUAUACGGUCAUUGAGCUUAUAGGCAGGGACCGUCCAGGUCUCUUAUCCGAGAUUUCUGCUGUGCUUGCCAAUCUUCAUGUUAACGUUGUUGCUGCUGAAGUUUGGACUCAUAACAGGCGUAUAGCAUGUGUCCUUUAUGUUAAUGACGAUACGACCUGUCGUGCUGUGGAUGACCCCUCUCAGUUAUCUGCUAUGGAGGAGCAGAUAAAAAACAUUCUUCAAGGUUGUGGAAAUGGCGAUAAACUAGCUCAUACGAGUUUCUCCAUGGGUUCAACCCAUGUUGAUAGACGACUUCACCAAUUGUUGUUUGCAGAUAGGGACUAUGAAGGUAAUUGUUCAUCAACGGAGCCAGAUUUUCCUCCAUCGUUCAAACCAAAGAUCUCGAUUGACCGAUGUGAGGAGAAAGGGUACUCGGUGGUCACUGUUAGGUGCAAAGAUAGGCCAAAGCUUUUGUUUGACAUCGUCUGCACCCUCACUGAUAUGCAAUAUGUUGUUUUUCAUGCCACCGUCUCGUCUGACAGCCCCUAUGCCUCUCAGGAAUAUUAUAUUCGUCACAUGGAUGGUUGCACCCUAGACACUGAAGGAGAGAAAGAAAAGGUAAUCAAGUGUCUUGAAGCUGCAAUUCGACGCAGAGUGAGUGAGGGUCUAAGCUUGGAGCUAUGUGCAAAGGACCGGGUAGGACUACUUUCAGAAGUAACACGAGUUCUUCGAGAAAAUGGGCUAUUGGUUACAAGAGCAGGCGUCUCAACUGUAGGGGAGCAAGCAAUGAAUGUCUUCUAUGUGACUGAUUCUUCUGGAAAUCCAGUAGACACGAAAACAAUUGAAGAACUGCGCAAAGAAAUUGGACACACAAUGAUGCUUAAUGUGAAAAAAGAUCCAACAAAUAGAAAGGCACUAGAAGCAAGUGGAUGGCCGAAGACGAGCUUCUUUUUUGGAAGCUUAUUGGAGAAGUUCCGCCCUUGAACUCGACAGACGUUCUUACAACAUGUGAGGGCAAAACACGACCAUAGUUGCUAAAUACUCUUCAUAAUGCUUUUUCUUAAACAUGAAAUGUUGAUUCCAAUAUUUGAAGAACCUGUGGAAAGAUUAUAUGGAAAUGACUAUAAAUGAACAUGGCAUCGUGUUACUUAUUGGUGACUUUUAUCAUUAAUUGUUGGUGCCAAUAGGUAAAGUUGAUGCUUGAGUGGGCUGUUUCAGCUACGAAUUGCAUAGAGAUUCGUUUAAGGUAUGUUUGGACAAUGCAAUGAAUAAAAAUGUAGCUAGCUUCACUUUC